This is a messenger RNA of Nerophis lumbriciformis (worm pipefish), 1731 nucleotides long. NCBI's taxonomy places the organism in Eukaryota, Metazoa, Chordata, Actinopteri, Syngnathiformes, Syngnathidae. The record is from RefSeq and is a predicted model, not a curated record.
AUGCUGGCCUGUCUGCCAGGGCCAGGUGACCUCCCCCUCCAGCUUCUCCCCCACACGCAGAUGAACACUGGACUUCAGAAAUGGGACACCACACAAAGGAUGAGAUCCACUCCGUUCCCAACCCCUGCAGAAUUGGAUGCCUAUGCUAAGAAAGUUGCCAACAACCCCCUCACCAUCAAAAUCUUCCCCAAUAGUGUCAAGGUCCCGCAACGGAAUCACGUCCGGCGUACCGUCAACGGACUGGAUACAUCGGGCCAGCGCUACAGCCCUUACCCGUCCUCUCAGGCCAACGCCAAGACUGGCCUCCUCGCCAUCGUCAAGGUACCCGCCGUCAAGGGCAUCCUGAAAGAUUUCGCUGGCAGCCGGGCUCGUCUGCACCCCGAAGUCAUCAUGAACCACCUGAGCGGACCUUACCAAGUGGCUUCGACCAGCACUUUAAACCACCCUCACCCGACUCUGCCCAACCUUCCAAGGCCUCAGCAGAGCUUAGCCCUGAGUGCCCAGGACGCACCUCAGAAUCUACAAAUGUCGCUGGCUCAGCAGCAGAGCCUCAGACACCCUCUUUCUAUGGCCCAGCAUUCUCAGGGCCUACCUAGACUGCAGACUGUCUCUCAGCACUCGAGCCUCGGCCACCCGCAGGUCCCCUCUUCUCUCCUGCUCCAGCAGCAGCACCUCCAGCAGCCGCCCGGUUCCCAGGAGAGCAGAAAGCUGCCGGAAGGCGACGCGCCGCCCAAUGUGACCGUCUCUACCUCAACCAUUCCACUCCCCAUGGCCACGGGGCUGCACCACAGCCGCCAGCCGGACCUGAGCACCAUCGUUCACCAGAUCAACCAAUUCUGCCAGGCUCGGGCCCAAGGCGCCGGAUCGGCCUCCGUGUGUGAGGGUCAGAUCGCCAACCCAAGCCCCAUCAGUCGCAACCUGCUCAUCAGCGCUUGCUCCAGAGUAUCCACGCACAACAACCCCACCGUCGCCGGUGGUUUCCAGCCGCACAACUGCAUCCUCGGCCCUCAAGAAAAAGCAACUAUCCCGGUGGGAGCCCACCCUUUACCUAGCGUGACCAUGAACCACUUGCCUUCCAACCACACGGAUCUCAAGCAGCCGCAGCACCCUCAACAGCAUCUGCACCUAAAACCCAAUCAGCAGUUGCAACACAAGAUGCGCUCUUGGAAUCAGCACCAGUUGAGUCACGUGCCACAUAUUCCGAACGGUUGCAAGCAGCCCGGCAGGGAAGCCGCCUUCCACUUUAAAGGAAUGGGUUACCCUGCGGACAUGUGCGCGGGGCAGCCGUACAUGCUGAAGCCCCCUCUGGAGAAACCCACUCCCUCACCACCCGUCAACAAUAACGGCAUGACGGGCCCCGUGGCCCAUUACCCAAACGGUCACUACUUCCAAUCGCACGUUUGGAACAGCGGCAUCCUCCCAACGCCCAACAGCGACAGCUCCGGCUCUCAGGACGUAGCCAUGCCAUUCCACGGGGCAGGCCCAGGGGCUUGCGCCGCACUCGACUGCGGGCCCCCGGGGGCUCCCCAUUACAGGCUACUGGCCAGCUCCUCUGCCCAGACUAAUCUGAUGCAAACCGCAGAUUACAUGGGCGGGGACUUCCAGACGCCCUAUUUCCGCGAUCAGAAUCUGGGGUUAAUAGGCAAGAUGCACAGGCCCCCUGUGAGCGGGGUGGGGCCGGAGCUCGGGGAUGGUAGGGGCGCUCUCGUCCAGCAUCCAGGGUACAGAUAA